AAGAACAUAUGAUGUUCACUAAGUUAGCAUUGAGAAAACUCUACCAUCAAAGUUCCUCCUUCACAAGUCUUUUUCCAACAUCACUUCUUAAGCCCUGCAAAUCAAUCAUCCCCACUACAACCAUGAAUAACACCAAAAAUCGACUCAUAAUUGAUCAUAGUCACCAUAUUAUGUAUAUGAUUUUGUUAUUUGGUCUACUUCUUAUUUCCAUUUUCUUGACUUCUCCAACCAACACCCCCUCCUCCUUCCCUUUGCAACUCUCAAUUUUUAACCCCUCAAAACCGUUACAUGAGACAGUGUAUUAUAAAGAUGAUCUUGAACGAGCAUUGACGGGAGCGUCAACGGAGAACAAAACGGUAAUAAUAACAAUUGUAAAUAAAGCAUACGUAGAAGGAGAUAAGGCAAUGCUAGAUCUAUUCUUGGAUGGUUUUUGGCAUGGAGAAGGGACUAGGGAAUUAGUGAAUCACCUUUUGAUUGUUUCGAUGGAUCAAACCUCUUAUGAACGUUGUAAAUUUCUACACCUUCAUUGUUACAAGCUCGAAACGGACGGUGUGGAUUUUGGAGGAGAAAAAAUGUUCAUGUCUCAAGAUUUUAUCAAGAUGAUGUGGAGAAGAACAUUGUUCUUGAGUGAUGUUCUUAAGCGAGGUUACAACUUCAUCUUUACGGACACUGAUGUGCUAUGGCUUAGGAAUCCAUUUCCAAACUUGUACUCAAAUCAAAGCAUAGACCUUCAAAUCAGUACAGACAAGUUCAACGGAAGUCAAUGGUCUGAAGAAAACCCAAUAAACACAGGCUUCUACAUGAUCAAAUCAAAUACCAAAACCAUAGCAUUGUUGGAUGCUUGGUAUGCUGGGAAAGACAAUGCCACAGGAUGGAAAGAACAAGAUGUUUUGAUAAAGUUAAUGAAAGAUGGAAUGUUCAAACAAUUGGGGCUUAGUGUUAGGUUCUUGGACACCCUUUAUUUCAGCGGCUUUUGUGACGAUAGUAAAGAUGUUAACGUUGUUGCUACCGUUCAUGCCAAUUGUUGUCGGAGUAUAAGUGCCAAGUUGGCUGAUCUAACGGCUCUCCUUCAUCAUUGGACAAGAAUUAACAACGCUCCACCUGCGAAUCAGGCAUCGACACCUGGAUGGACUCAGCAUAUGAAUUGUUGGGAUUCUUGGAAAAUUUAAUGGAAAUUUUAGGCCUCAUUAUACUAUAGAGCUGUUAAAAUGGGUUUGGCCCGUGAUACCGAUCUAAUUCAAACCUUGAACUAAGUAGGAUUGAGCUAAAUUUUUUCAGUCUAUUUAAGAACGAGGUUUUUUAGCCCAACUUCAUUUGGCCCGCUAGCCUCAUAGGUUCAACCCGGAUGCCUUAGAGGUCAGCCCGUGAGUAGUGAAUUUUAAAAAUAUUUAUUAUAUAUAUUUUAAAUAGUGUUUUAUUUUGCCAAAUCUUCAGUAAUUAGGCAAUUGAAGUUAUUAUAACUAUAAAUCUU
Solanum dulcamara is the source of this 1471-nucleotide messenger RNA. RefSeq lists its product as uncharacterized. Lineage: Eukaryota; Viridiplantae; Streptophyta; Magnoliopsida; Solanales; Solanaceae. The record is from RefSeq and is a predicted model, not a curated record. Bases 9 to 1169 code for a protein of 386 amino acids. The transcript has 3 exons.